GAAUACUUUGACUAUUGCUUCAGGAGAAUUCGGUGUCGGGACAAUUCAGAUUCGAGUCUGGCGACUCCGAUUGCCGGUUGCCUUUGAAGAACCCUCUAGGGUUUACUCUCAGGGUCCUUUUCUUUACACAAUUUUCAUUUGGUAGCUUCUUUACUUCUCCCAAUUUCACUUUUCUUUGCUUCUAUUAUCGAUUCUCAACAAUUUUUAGCUAAACCCCCAUUUUCUUGCCUGCAUUUGAACUUCAUCUGUUCUUCGUUUAUGAUUCCAGUUUUCUGGGAAAUUGACACAAAAUUCCUUCCAAGUAUUCCUCGAUUCAAUCAAGCCCCGGAGUUCGUCGUCUUCCUUGUUCUUGAUUUCUUGCCUGGCUGUAUUUCAAAAUGGGUAAGAAUCAAGCGUACAAAGCGAUGCAGAAAGCCAGGCUGGGAUCCACAAGCGCGGCUGGGCCGGCAGAGGUUGAAGAUGGAAUGGUGGAUGGUUCAUUUCAUUCACCAGAGUGGCAUGCUGCUCGUUUGGCCAGCCUUAAUACUUCUCACACGAUUACGUGGGAGGAAUAUAAAAAGAAGCAAAAGGAAGACGAGUUGAAAAAGGGAGAGAUGGAAGCAGAUACGGAUAGAAUGAUGAAAGAAUAUAGAGCGCAGUUGGAUGCUGAGCGGGCACGCAAACUUGCUCAUGGGAGAAAUCGCUCCGGUAGCAAGUCUGGUCAUGAAAAAGAUAGGAAGAACCGAGACUUAAAGAAACGGAGCAAAAAAAAGAGAAAGCAUUCGAAGAGGAAAUUGUCUGAGUCGAGCUCUUCUAGUUCAUCCUCGGAUUCAUCCAGCAGUGACGAAGAGGAAAGGGAAUCUAGAAGAUCAAAGUCGAGAUCGAAAAGAUCGAAGAGGGAAAAGAAGCAUAGGUCGAGAAGCAAGCAGUCUUCGAGUGAUGAUGAAGAGGCGGAUGGUCCUGUGCCACUUUCAAGAUUCUUUGAGAAAGUGAAGAAUUAAGGGGUAUUUUGUUCUGUAACGUUUAUAAAAUUUCCAGUCUUGAAAUUAGCAUAUUUGAUCCUCCUCCUCUUCUUCCUUUUUUCUCCUGAAUUUGCAUUUACGCAUUGUUGUUUCUAUUAUUGGCUUUCUGAAGUUGGAGUGAUCCAUGUCGUAGAAGAUUUGGACC
Messenger RNA from Cucurbita pepo subsp. pepo (vegetable marrow), 1146 nucleotides. Lineage: Eukaryota; Viridiplantae; Streptophyta; Magnoliopsida; Cucurbitales; Cucurbitaceae. The record is from RefSeq and is a predicted model, not a curated record.